Messenger RNA from Biomphalaria glabrata, 3940 nucleotides. RefSeq names its product synaptonemal complex central element protein 1-like. The record is from RefSeq and is a predicted model, not a curated record. NCBI's taxonomy places the organism in Eukaryota, Metazoa, Mollusca, Gastropoda, Planorbidae. The transcript is spliced from 3 exons. Bases 485 to 1444 code for a protein of 319 amino acids.
CUACUAGUCUAGUCUACUGACAGUCUCUGUGUCAGUGUGUCUACAUUUUUUUUACUCAAGUUUGAAGUUAUUAAACUCAUUUCUUCAAAUUUAGUCAGUUUAGUGUGUCUACACUCCAGUUCAGAACAGUUUCUGCUCAUCAGUCCAGAUAGUGAGAACAAGAAGUGAACAUGCAAAAAUAUCCAACCCAUUGAUUGGAAAAACCCAGAUUUAAACAAUUUGUUUUCAACUUUUUUGGAUUAGUGACUAUCGUCCAUUAAAAUUGGACAUGAAGGAUUGGUACUAUUUCUAAAAUCAUAGAUCAACAUUGUGAAUCUGUUGUUAUAUUAAAAUCUUCCAGAUUUGAUUUUGAAAGUAAUUUGAUUUGAAGAUUACUUUAUGAACUACAUUGCCCUAUUGCAGUUCUAUUUAGACUAUCACCUGCAUUAUUAAAUCCACGUUGUCUUAGACAAACCAGACAUUUGCCUUUACACGCACACAAAAAAUGAAUUCUGCAUCAGAUCUGGCGUUUGCUCAUCAGGUUGUUGAAAUGAUCAGUUCCUCAGUCUCUCUGCCCAUUUCUAAUACAGAAAUUGAAAGUGUGACUUUUUCAGAGAUAGGUGUUGAAGGCAUAAGUUCUAGUAUUGUUCCUAUUUCUGAGGCAGGUGCUAGUGAAACUAGUUCUGGAAGUGUGCCCAUUUCAGUGGCAGUCGUUCAAGAGAUUAGUACUUCCGGAAGUGUGCCUACAUCUAUGGCAGGCAUUCAAGACAAUAGUACUUCUGGAAGUGUGCCCAAUUCUAUUGCAGGCGUUCAAGAGAUUAGUACUUCUGGAAGUGUGCCCAUUUCAGAGGUAGGAGUUAAAGAAAUUAUUUCUGAGAGUGUUCCCAUAUCAGAAACAUGUGAUGAUAUUGCUACUUUAUUAGCUGAUCCAUUAUUCGUCAGUUUUAUGUCUGUACAAGACAAGGCAAAUCAAGUUUAUUAUCUCAGAGAAGAAGGUUUGACCCCAGAAGAAGUGAGACUAAAAAAUUAUAUCACAUACUUAUCGAAGGUUCGCUGUGAGGAAAAAAAAGAGUUUUUACAAAUCCAGGCGGCUCUUAAAGCCAAACUGAAUUCACUGCCUCGCUCUGUAAAAAAUUUAAAACAAACAAUCAAAAGAAGAGAAGACGCUAUACAAUUUCUGAAAGAAAAAAUAAAAGCAAUAAAAACCGAAACAGGUCAUUAUAAAUUUAAAGAAAUGGAACAGUUGUUCCUCGCUGAGAAAAAAAGACACAGAGAACUUUUUAAAGAAGCUGCAGCAUUUAGGAAACUCAAAACAAGAUUAGAAGCCAGGAAUGCAACAAUUCAAAAGCUGCAACAGGAAAAGCCUCUCUUGUUGGAGGCUAUGAAAGAGCUUGAAAGCCAAAUAAAUUCUUUGAAGGAAAAUAAUAGCUCAUUGGGGAAGAGUUCAUCAGGAGAGAAGCAGUAGCUCUUGGCAAUACAUAUAUAUACUCAUACUUCUGAACACAGUUUGAUCAUUGAAGUUUUGUUAGUGUUCCAAAAAAUGAAUAUUUCAAAACUGUGUCAGCACAAACAUCUGAUGUGAUUUAAUUUGUUUGAAUAGCUUUUUACCCCCACCCUUUUUAAAAAAAAUUAAAUCCAAUAUAAGUGAAAGCAGUGUGUAUAUAGAACAUAGUCUCAUUGUAUAAUGAUUGAUUUUGUGUAUCUUCUUUAAUGGUUGUAUAAAAUAUGUAGGCUUCUGUCCAAAUUGAGUUGCUGCAAGUGUCUAUGAACCAUGACCCCAAAUUGUUUUUCUUCUUUCAAUUUUCCACUGAAGCUAUUAACUGAUGUUAAGACCAUAUUUAAAAAAAAAACUAUUAAAAAAAAACACUUUUAUUUACAUGUAUAUCUUUUUACUUGUACUGUCACCACUGUAAGCCUAACUGUAAUCACAACUAGAAAAUAUAUAAGCACCACCUGAGACAUCCAAUAGAUUCUUUGUUUCAAUAUAAUUAUUUCAAUAUCAUAUAGUACUUUUAAAGAAAAACAAAUUAUAAUUUGAUGCCUAGAGGCCACAGACCUCCUAUAGAUUAAUAUGACAAGCAGUGUUAGUAACAUUAAAACGUUCUUGGCUACUCUACAUGUUGUUUGAGAAAAUCAUUGAUUACUUCCCUUUUGAACAUAUCCAGUUUACAACUUGGUAUUUGUAGAUGAUUGGUCCAGCUACAGAUGUCAUUUUAUUAGUCAUGACUUUCUGGUAGAAAGGGCAAGUCAAACCAUUGCUAAACUCUUAGAACUGUGAUGCAGUUACAACACUGCCUGAUUUUCUUAAAUGGGUUUACUUGGGCAGGGUUUUUUAGAAGACCUCUACCCUCUUCUAGCUUUAAUAUUUAAAUGGCACUUAAUAAUGUUAUAUAGCUCCUCCUUUGUGGUCAAAGAUGGCUAUUAAUAAUCUAAUAAUAAUUAAUAAUGAUAUGAAUACAUCUUUGAGCAUACGCAGUGUCAUACUUGGGAAGAACGAAAUAGAGUAUUUGUACAUUUAUCUUAUGCUGUGUUUUUUUUUUAUUUGUAUCUAUUUAAGAUGCAUGCCUGUAUUUUGAAAAAAAAUAUUUUGAUGUGGAUGCCCUCAUUAAGGGUAAGACUCUGGGUAGCUGCACAGUCUUGUGCUGUUUUAAUUUCAGCCCUGAGUUACACUCAUUGUAAAUGUUUUUGUCUCCAAGUCUUAUAAGUCAGUGGUAAAUGAUUUCAUUCCAAUAGUCCUUACAUUACUAAAACAAUUUAUGUUGUGAUAGCAACUCAAAAAAUUUAACUUUGUUUUGUUGUGAACUGUGUAGAUAUACUCAUUGCUUUCUUUGUUAGUAACAAACAUGUUUGGCAAAAUAGUACAAGGCUACACUUUAUUUAGACAAUGUGAUUAAGCCUAUUACUGGUACCACAUUAUUAUUAUUAUUUUAACUUGUACCUCUGUAGUCUUUUGAGGCAUGCAGUAAUAAUAAAAUACAAAUAUAUGGCUAACUAUAAGACAGAGAUUUUCAAAUUUAAAACGCAACUGUCAUUACUUUUUAGGUAAGUGUACAGGAACUAUGAAUAGCACCAAUCUCCUUGAGAAACAAAAUAUCUCUCUUACUGGUGAGCUCAUAUAGCAACAUGUUUGUGUUGGGAGAUGUCCUGCUAUUGCCAAAUGUACAUUGAUCGAGGCUUGUCGCCCUUGGUUUAUUGCAGAGCUCAGAGCUCGAGGAAAUAGUAGCCUACUAUCAAGCAAGAGCCUAGUUCUUUUAUACAAUCUCUAUCUCCCUUUGAUCCUUACUUCAACAAUCAUUACUAUAAUUCCAUAUGUAUAUAGUUGGUUUUGUUUUGUUUUCAAUUUACUAUAAAUGUAUAUAGUUUGUUUUGUUUUGUUUUCAAUUUACUAUAAUUUCAUAUGUAUAUAGUUCGUUUUGUUUGUUGUUUUGUUUACAAUUUACCGAUGCUUUUCAAAAUGAACACAUGAAAAUGAAGGAGUGGGCAGACCUGUCUGGUUUUAUUUCUGCUCCCUCUCUUUCCGAACUUUUACAACAGGUAUUUUUUGUAUGCGCUCUUGCGUCUUUGUAUUAUAUAGUUGACCCCUUAUUUUAUAUCUUUAAUGAUAUUUUGUUUGUAGCUGAACGACUUCUUGCAUACAAUCAUUAGUGUUCAUUUAAAAUCUGCACUAUUUGACUUGUUGAUAAAGACGACACUUCAACUGUAGAACGAGCGUUAUCAGUUAUAUCAUACUGUCUUGAAGGCACACCAUGUGCACUGGCCAGUUCAACUCCAUGAUACGUUUUUUUUUUUUUUGUGUGUUUUAAAAUACCGGCACGUUAAGUAAAGCAGCUUGUAUGUUAGCAUUUGUUUUGGUUAUUUCCCUUUUUUAAAGCUUUGGUUGUCAUUGAAUUCGUUUGUUAAACGAACACAAAACGUGUUUGAAAUUGUUUUAAUGAAUAAAGUUUUUUUGUUAUGACUUGGA